Messenger RNA from Ictalurus furcatus (blue catfish), 2416 nucleotides. It is a transcript of the gene nf2b, whose product is annotated as NF2, moesin-ezrin-radixin like (MERLIN) tumor suppressor b. NCBI's taxonomy places the organism in Eukaryota, Metazoa, Chordata, Actinopteri, Siluriformes, Ictaluridae. The record is from RefSeq and is a predicted model, not a curated record. Bases 350 to 2125 code for a protein of 591 amino acids. Gene Ontology annotation, molecular function: actin binding; cell adhesion molecule binding. Gene Ontology annotation, biological process: regulation of gliogenesis; positive regulation of early endosome to late endosome transport; regulation of organelle assembly. Gene Ontology annotation, cellular component: plasma membrane; filopodium; adherens junction. The transcript is spliced from 17 exons.
UUUUCGCCUGUAGAGCGCUUCUGGGGGCAAACUUCUGCCAAUAACAAUCUUUCUCUACUCUACCAAAUAAUUCUAUUGCAGCAGCAUUCGAAAUAGCCAUACAAUACCUUUAUAUUUAUCGAUAUGACCCUAGCCUACGUAGCAGAUGUGUUCAUUCGGAGUUUAUUUGCUGUUGGUUGCAUGUAGCGCGAAAAGGUUAGUCAGCUAGUUGAUUAGCUGCGGUCCAAGCUGCAACUUUUAUCCGCGUUGUUGUUCGCCUUUGUGCGGAGAAAUCGGAAACUUUACUCCGGGGAUUCGGCCUGGAACAAUAACCGGAGGACGAAGGGAGUCAGGCCAUUAAUAGCUCAAAAUGUCGAUUCUGGGUCUUAAAAAGAAACAACCCAAGACUUUUAAAGUCAAAGUCAGCACCAUGGAUGCAGAGAUGGAGUUCAGCUGUGAGGUAAAAUGGAAAGGGAAAGACUUGUUUGAUCUGGUGUGCCGUACUAUUGGAUUGAGGGAAACUUGGUUCUUUGGCCUCCGAUACACCGUGAAAGACACACAUGCUUGGCUUAAGCCUGAUAAACGGGUAUUGGAUCAAGAUGUACCAACGGACUCUCCUAUAACAUUUCACUUUCUUGCUAAAUUCUUUCCUGAAAAAGUCGAGGAGGAGCUUGUACAGGAAAUCACACAGCACCUUUUCUUCUUACAAGUAAAGAAACAAAUACUAGAUGAGGAGAUAUUUUGUUCUCCAGAGGCCUCUGUCCUGUUGGCAUCAUAUGCUGUUCAAGCAAAGUAUGGGGAUUACGACCCAAACUUCCACAAGCCAGGCUUCCUGGCCCAAGAUGAACUCUUGCCUAAAAGGGUCCUGAUGCAGUAUCAGAUGACACCAGAGAUGUGGGAAGAGAAGAUCACAGCUUGGUAUGCUGAACACAGAAAUAUAGCAAGGGAUGAAGCGGAAAUGGAGUAUCUGAAAAUAGCCCAGGAUCUCGACAUGUAUGGCGUUAGCUAUUUUUCAAUCACACAAAAUAAGAGAGACAAGGAGCUCCUGCUUGGUGUCGAUGCACAGGGACUUCAUAUCUACAGCCCCAAUAGCAAACUGAAUCCCCAGAAGUCCUUCCCCUGGAGCGGUAUCCGUAACAUCUCCUACAGUGAGAAAGAGUUUACUAUUAAGCCACUGGACAAAAAGAAGGACGUCUUUAAAUUCUAUUCUUCACAACUCAGAGUGAAUAAGUUGAUCUUACAGCUGUGUAUUGGGAACCAUGAUCUGUUCAUGAGGCGUAGGAAGGUGGACUCCAUUGAAGUGCAGCAGAUGAAGGCUCAGGCCAAGGAAGAGAAGGCUAGGAAAAAGAUGGAACGUCAGAUUCUAGCACGGGAGAAGCAGCUGAGGGAGGAUGCGGAGCGGGCUAAAGAGGACAUGGAGCGUAGACUCUUUCAGCUUCAGGAUGAGGCUCGUAUGGCUAAUGAAGCUCUGGUGAGAAACUUGCUGCGCUCUGAGGAGACGGCCGACUUGCUGGCGGAGAAGGCCCAGAUUGCUGAGGAGGAGGCAAAGUUGCUGGCUCACAAAGCAGCCGAAGCAGAGCAAGAGAGACAGAGGCUGGAGGUCACGGCCCUCAAGACUAAAGAGGAGCACAGGCUAAUGGAGCAGAAGAUGAGGGAGGCGGAGCAGCUAGCUGUAAAACUGGUGGAGCAGUCAGAGAGGAGGUCAAAGGAGGCUGACCAUCUAAAACAGGAUCUGAACGAGGCCAAAGAUGCAGAACGCAGAGCCAAGCAGAAGCUGAUAGAGAUCACCAAAACAACAUACCCAUUGAUAGCUGCAUAUUCCAGUCCUCCACCCCCACCCGGCCCUGACAGUACGGAGAUACAGCCGGACAUGGCCGCCUCAUACCGACUGGACUUCAAAGACUCGGACAUGAAGAGACUAUCCAUGGAAAUCGAACGUGAACGGUUAGAGUACAUGGAGAAGAGCAAGCACUUGCAGGACCAGCUGAAAGAGCUGAAGUCAGAGAUCGAGUCUCUGAAGCUGGAGGAACAGCAGCAGCAAGCAGGGCUUUACAACCUGAGGGGUUAUGCCGAACCACCCUACAUCCCCCACAGCAACAGGAACUCAGCCUACAUGACUCAGAUGGCUUUCUUCGAGGAGGUGUGACCAGACAUAAGUCUGACAAGGAGGAAGGAGGUUACGAAAUCAACACUACAGUGUGCAACACUCAUCAGGGAAUGUACAAUAUCAAGCACACUUAUACACACUCCUGCACAAAAUGCUUUGGGGGUAAAAAGUGGUUUUAAAUAAUUAUACUGACAGGUUUAAUAUCUCUAACUAAAAAUGCUAUGCGCAGAACAACAGCGGUUUUACUGUAGUAGCUAAUGGGAUAUCCUUUCAAGCAAUUAUUUAAUGUUUGCAAAUCCUUUUUUUUUUUUUUUUUUUUCUUUUUUUUUU